Messenger RNA from Pneumocystis murina B123, 555 nucleotides. RefSeq names its product 60S ribosomal protein L11. The record is from RefSeq and is a predicted model, not a curated record. Gene Ontology annotation, biological process: translation. The coding region runs from base 28 to 555 and encodes 175 amino acids. Gene Ontology annotation, cellular component: ribosome; cytosolic large ribosomal subunit. The transcript has 5 exons. NCBI's taxonomy places the organism in Eukaryota, Fungi, Ascomycota, Pneumocystomycetes, Pneumocystales, Pneumocystaceae. Gene Ontology annotation, molecular function: structural constituent of ribosome; RNA binding.
GGACAUCAUAAAAUAUUUAAAAAGAAAAUGGAAAUAGAAAAAGGAUCGAAUCCAAUGCGGGAAAUCAAGAUUCAAAAGUUAGUCUUAAAUAUUUCAGUUGGAGAAUCAGGGGAUAGACUAACAAGAGCUGCAAAGGUUUUGGAGCAACUUUCUGGGCAAACACCAGUAUAUUCGAAAGCUCGUUAUACAAUUCGUGCUUUUGGUAUUAGAAGAAAUGAAAAAAUUUCAGUUUAUGUUACAGUUAGAGGAGCUAAAGCUGAAGAGAUUCUUGAACGAGGUCUUAAAGUAAAAGAAUAUGAACUGAAAAGAUCGAAUUUUAGUGAUACGGGUAAUUUUGGAUUUGGUAUUCAUGAGCAUAUUGACUUAAAUAUUAAAUACGAUCCUUCUAUUGGGAUUUUUGGAAUGAACUUUUAUGUUGUUCUUGGCCGACCUGGAUUUCGAGUUUCAAAACGUAGAAGAUGUCGUUCCUCUGUUGGAUCAAAUCAUAAAGUUACAAAAGAAGAUGCUAUUCGAUGGUUUAAGAAUAGAUAUGAUGCAACUGUUUUGAAUCGUUAG